GAGCUGCCGAGCGCGGUGCUGCGAGGGACGGAACGCGGAGCUCCGAGGGACGGAGCCCCGGCCCCGGCAUGAGCUUCCCGCGGCCCCUGCGGCGCUCCGUCAGCCUGAGCCCGGCCCGAACCCUGCGGCUCGUCGUGCUGGGGCAGGGCGCCGUGGGCAAGACAGCACUGACUGUCAGAUUCAUCACCAGAAGGUUCAUUGGAGACUAUGACCCAACACUAGAAAUGAUUUACAGACACAUGGCUGUCAUUGAUGGGGAGAUGGUGCACUUUGAGAUCCUCGAUACAGCAGGACAGGAGGAAGACUCCCUACAGAUAGAGGAGAAGAUCAAAUGGGGCGAUGGCUUUGCAGUGGUCUACUCGGUGACAGACAGGUGCAGCUUUGACGAGGUGAUGCGGUUGUGUUUCCUCAUCAACCACAUCCACUCCAGCCCCAAGCGGAGCGGUGGGAGCGAGCAGCCGCCUGUGGUCAUCGUGGCCAACAAGAAGGACUUGCAGUUUGACAGGAUGGUGUCCACGCAAGACGGCGAAAACCUUUCCAAAGCUUUGAAGCUUCCUUUCUAUGAGAUUUCCACUCGGGACAGCUACGAGGAGACCGUGGCAGUGUUCAAUACCCUCUACCAAGAGCUCAUGAGGCAGGGGCACUUCUCCCCAGGCUCCUUCAAGAGGAGGACAGUGUCGAAAGUGAUGGAGAAGAUCCCCAAGAUGCAAGCCAGCUCCACCUUGAACUCAGCAGGCCGGAGUCUCAGCUUUAACUCCUUUAGGGACUACAUCCCUGAGUGAGCAUCCCUGGUGCAGAGGAACAGGACCGAGGGAUGGGUCUUCCUGCUGUCGAGGCACCUGUUGUGUAGUGAGGAGCUUCUUUAUUUGGGGUUGAAGAGCAACGUGUAGAGCAGGAGGGGAAUGUUAAGAGGUGGCAUUGGUGUUCAGCAGCCUCUGAAAGCCUGGUUGCUACAAACAGGCUUUGGGUCUGCAGGGAGGAUGCUCUUCCUCUGUCCCACCCAUCCUCCUCUUCUUCCUCCUGCUUGAAGUCAGCAACAGAGGUUGAUCCUAUUGACUUCAGAUGUGUUGUGUCAGUGCUUGUGGAUCCCACUGGGCUGCACUGGGGAUCAGACCCAGCACCCACACCUCCCUCUGGGAUUUCUGCUUCCCACAGAGAGCUCGCUGGGUCUGUCCCUGUCCCUUCUCCAUGCUCCUGGGCUGGUGGCGAGGGCGUUUUAAAGCAGAGAUCUGUUUACAGUAAGGAUAAGAAGUCUGCUAAUCCCUGGCUUUUCUCAAAAGCCAUUUUUUUAAACAUCUGAAGCUCCUUGGCACUCUCUCCUGUAACAUCACUGUAAAUAAAAGCCUGGGCAAAGGGCUGUCUGCUGAGGCUGCCCCUUGUUUGAUAUCUCCAGGGCUGCUAGCCUUUAAGGAGAAACAAAUUGGAUGGCAUCACUUCUGUGCCCUGCAACCUUAGGCUAAGGUCACACUGCUCCAUCCUGGGGGAAUGUCAUUCCUGAUGCAUGCCCUUGCCCUGGAACUCAGUUCAGUGUGUGUCUUGGAGACUCCCAGAGUGCAAGCAGUGGGUGUGGAUACAGAGGAGCGGAUACUGAGAGGUGCAAAUGAUUCUCAGUCCCUUGUCUGCAUUUUAACUGACCCAUCCCUGUGGCUGGAUAAGUUGGUGUUUGUUUGGUUUUUUUUGCUCAGAUUGGCUUUGUUAUGGGGCAGCAAAGGCAAGGAAAGGAGCCGGGCUUGCAUCUUUUUGCUGCUGCAUCAUCAGUGCCAUCAAGCAUCCUCUUGCCAAGCUGCUUCUGUGUAAUUUCUCUCCAAUGCAGAGCUUUGCUUUGCUUUGCCACCCAAGGUGAGUUUUUAGGAGGACGUGUGGCAUGCCACUUGUGUGUCUUCUGAGAAACAGCUGUGUGCCACUGUGCCCUGUGCCAAUAAAAGCCGAGCUAGUG
This is a messenger RNA of Gallus gallus (chicken), 1936 nucleotides long. Its product is annotated as ras-related and estrogen-regulated growth inhibitor-like. The coding region runs from base 69 to 782 and encodes 237 amino acids. The record is from RefSeq and is a predicted model, not a curated record. Lineage: Eukaryota; Metazoa; Chordata; Aves; Galliformes; Phasianidae. The transcript has 4 exons. Gene Ontology annotation, molecular function: GTP binding; GTPase activity.